UAGAUAAUCUACUGUUAUCAGCCUAUAUAUACCGUUUUUGUUUAUUUAUAUUUUUACCAUUGAGUUCGCAACCGGCAAGAUGACAUCCAUGGGAGUGAUUAAACGUGGAUUCUCCACUUCCACUGUCAAAAAUACAAUUAAAAAUGUAACAGUUAUUGGGGGAGGCUUAAUGGGUUCAGGAAUUGCACAGGUUGCAGCACAAGCAGGAAACAACGUAACACUGGUAGAAAUCAACCAGGAGCAAUUAAACAAAGCUUCGAAAAUCAUCAGCGGAAGUUUGGCCAGAGUUGCUAAAAAAUUGUUCAAUGGCGAGGAAGCUAAAAUGAAAAACUUCGUGGACGAAACCCAAUCUAAAAUAAAAUCAUCCACAAAUGUCGACGAAUCAGUUCAAAAUACCGAUCUAGUGUUGGAAGCCAUUGUGGAGAAUUUGGAGAUUAAACAAAAAUUGUUUAAACACCUGGACGAAAUUGCUCCACAAAAAACGAUUUUUGCUUCAAAUACCAGUUCAUUAUCCAUUGGUGAAAUAGCAUCGUUAACGAAUCGUAAAGAUCGAUUCGGAGGACUCCAUUUCUUCAAUCCCGUACCAGUGAUGAAACUAUUGGAAGUGGUGAGAAUUCCUGAGACCUCCGAGGAAACUUACCAGACGUUGAUGGCUUGGGGGAAGAGCAUUGGAAAGACAUGCAUAACAUGCAAAGACACUCCUGGUUUUGUAGUCAACAGACUAUUAGUCCCAUAUGUUGCUGAAGCUAUAAGAAUGAUGGAGCGAGGAGACGCAUCCCCUGAGGACAUUGAUACUGCUAUGAAACUUGGAGCUGGAUAUCCUAUGGGUCCAAUUGAGUUGUCUGAUUAUACAGGACAUGAUACAUCCUACUUUAUAAUGAAAGGUUGGCAAGAAAAAUUCCCAGACAAUCCUCUUUUUAAAGUACCCAAAUCCCAGGAGAAACUAGUUAAAGAAGGAAAAUUGGGUAGGAAGACUGGGGAAGGAUAUUAUAAAUACAAAUUGUAACUUAUUCUAUUAAUUAAUAAUGUUCUUUCUAUACUAAAUGUUA
Molecule: messenger RNA, 1049 nt
Organism: Aethina tumida (small hive beetle)
Lineage: Eukaryota; Metazoa; Arthropoda; Insecta; Coleoptera; Nitidulidae
Product: hydroxyacyl-coenzyme A dehydrogenase, mitochondrial
Exons: 4
Coding region: 80-1006 (308 amino acids)
Biological process (GO): fatty acid beta-oxidation
Cellular component (GO): mitochondrion
Molecular function (GO): (3S)-3-hydroxyacyl-CoA dehydrogenase (NAD+) activity; NAD+ binding
Source: RefSeq, a predicted model, not a curated record